CACGUGUAUGCACUAGACCGGAAUAGGCAAGGGGAGGCCAAGUCGGCACAGGGAGAAGGCAACGGUCGAUCGAUCCAGUUCAAAUAAGGAGACAAUCAUCCGUCUUGCUGCUCGGCAUUCUCCCCUUUGUCUUCCACCUCAGCCUCUCUGGUGUUGUAUCGCGAAACUCGACAGUAUCAACUGGCCACGUCGAAGCUCAGUUUCUGAAUCACCCGCGGUUUCUUCAAGCGUUCAUACCUCCUGAAUUUUCUUCAAUAUGGCUAAUGACGAGUAUGAUUUUCUCUUCAAAGUGGUGCUCAUCGGAGACUCUGGGGUCGGCAAGUCUAAUCUGCUGAGCCGGUUCACUCGUAACGAGUUCAACCUGGAUUCCAAGUCCACCAUCGGCGUCGAGUUCGCAACUCGCUCCAUCCAGGUCGAUUCAAAGACCAUUAAGGCUCAGAUUUGGGAUACUGCGGGUCAGGAACGAUACCGCGCCAUUACCUCUGCUUAUUAUCGUGGUGCGGUGGGCGCCCUUCUCGUCUACGAUAUUAGCAAACACCAGACCUAUGAUAACGUCAAUCGGUGGUUGAAGGAACUCCGCGAACAUGCCGAUUCCAACAUUGUUAUCAUGCUUGUGGGGAACAAGAGUGAUCUGAGACAUUUGAGGGCCGUGCCUACGGAAGAAGCCAAGCAAUUUGCGAGCGAGAACAAUCUCUCUUUUAUCGAGACAUCUGCUCUUGAUGCAAGCAAUGUCGAGCUUGCCUUCCAGAACAUUCUUACAGAAAUCUAUCGCAUUGUAUCCAGCAAGGCCCUGGAGGGUGGUGAUGCCGGACCAAAUCUCCCGGGUGAUCGCCGUCCGGUGAUUGAGUUCAGCAAAUCUCAGGAUGCCGAGACGAAGCAGGGCUGCUGCUAAAUUCCAAUGCAUAUGGAGAAUGAGACGCUACUUGCAACGACUUUUUUUUUCUCUUCGUUUCUUUUCCCUUUACUGAUUUCUGUGACGCUAUAAUUGAAUGGUCUUCAUUUGCCUUUUUGGUCUGUUACUUAGCCCCCACGAAGAUGGUAUGCAAGGACAAUUACGGACACGGCAGGGAAUGACAGUAAGGGGCUUUGGGUUCAGGGGACUCGAUGUUUGCUGGAUGACAUACACGACCCCAUAGAUAUGUUCUGUCAAUCCUCUUUCUUUUCUUUUCCCCUUUCUUUUCUUUUUGUGCGGCUUCCUCUCGGUCCUCAUCCGUGGGUUAAUGUGCGCCUUUAGUUUUAUGGAAUUGAUUUGAGUGUUGGAUCUACUUGUUUACCGUAACCUUGGAGUUCACUGUAGGAGCGAAGCUUGAACAAGAAUAAUAAGCCAGUCAGUAUUUUCAUCUCGGCCCACAUAUUCCCCUUUGGUGGGGAUCAAUCAUAACAAAGCAGCACGGCCAAGACUGGAAGAUGGGGACUAUGGAUGAUGUUUCACACACCUAUAGCGUUAUUCCCAGGAAGAGUAGGACUUGUAACUGCAAUCCUUUUUAUAACUAUAUUAUGUUCUUCUCUUGACUUGUCCUGCUUUG
Monascus purpureus is the source of this 1526-nucleotide messenger RNA. Lineage: Eukaryota; Fungi; Ascomycota; Eurotiomycetes; Eurotiales; Aspergillaceae. The record is from the annotation of a GenBank genome assembly.